Molecule: messenger RNA, 2528 nt
Organism: Colossoma macropomum (tambaqui)
Lineage: Eukaryota; Metazoa; Chordata; Actinopteri; Characiformes; Serrasalmidae
Gene: slc7a8b
Product: solute carrier family 7 member 8b
Biological process (GO): neutral amino acid transport; amino acid transmembrane transport
Cellular component (GO): membrane
Molecular function (GO): neutral L-amino acid transmembrane transporter activity; L-amino acid transmembrane transporter activity
Source: RefSeq, a predicted model, not a curated record
AGCUCGCUGAUACAAAACAAAGGAGAGAAAUGGCGAAUAAAGCGGCUUUAUUAGGCUUUAUUUAGCGUUAUUUUAUUAUUAAAUACAUUAUUAUUGUGUGUAGUCUGAGGCAGAGGUGGGCAGAGACGUUUACUCGGUGUAGGCGAACUUUAAUUAGUUUUCGGAGUAAAUUAUUUAACCUUAACGUCAUUUUCAAAUGCUUUUAGCUGGCGUCACUUCUGCUCCAGCAGCUGUAACUCGAUAUCUGUGCGGAGAAUGAUUCACGUUUUACUCGCUUUUACUUUACUAAGUCCUUCUGUUGAUCCAGGACUGCUUGGCUGUUGCUUCCACCUUUCACUCUGGAGUCUCCUUAGACCACAAAAACACAAAUAAGACCAAUAAAAGCUCCAGUUCCUUUGCUGACAGGUGCUGGUUUGCUGUUCUUCAGUGAACCUGGUUCUUUUGGCUCGUUUUUCACUGAAGAACAAUUUACUUCAGUGUGAAUUUGGGCUGUUUAUCCUCCUCUGCUGUGGUAGAAACUGUGGUACACUACCAUGUGGUGCGAAAUGUCCCGUUUCGCCUGAGAAACUGUGUCUUUUUUCAAGAGAAAAUGUUGAGAGUAGAUGUGAAGCCUGCAGGAAGUAGACGCUGCUCUUGGCAAGACAGACCCCUCGCAGAAGAGACCCCCUCGGACGAAGGGAUAAACCUGUAUUUGCUUCUCCCGGCGAACUUUCAAACACAGGGGCCAGAGAAGGCUGAAUUGCAGCUGUGGUAGAAGAAGUUACUCAUUCGAGCUGCUUACUGGAAAGAUGGACGGUGGUCCUCGACAGAGGGGGUCACCAGGACCCCCCACGAACCCCAACACGGAAAGCUCAUCAGUGGCCUUGAAGAAGGAGAUCGGCCUCAUCAGCGCUUGUUGUAUCAUCGUGGGUAACAUCAUUGGAUCUGGGAUUUUUGUUAGUCCAAAGGGAGUCCUGGAGAACGCCAGUUCAGUGGGUCUGGCUCUUAUUAUAUGGAUCAUCACAGGGAUCAUCACUGCCAUUGGAGCGCUGUGCUAUGCUGAGCUGGGAGUCACUAUUCCAAAGUCGGGAGGAGACUACUCUUACGUUAAGGACAUCUUUGGAGGACUAGCUGGGUUCUUGAGGCUGUGGAUAGCAUUGUUGGUCAUCUAUCCCACCAACCAGGCUGUCAUUGCCCUCACCUUCUCCAACUACGUCCUGCAGCCUCUCUUCCCGUCCUGCUUGCCCCCAGACAGCGGCAUCCGUCUGCUCGCUGCUGUUUGCCUGUUGUUGCUGACAUGGGUGAACUGCUCCAGCGUGCGCUGGGCAACACGGGUACAGGACUUCUUCACUGCUGGCAAGCUUCUGGCCUUGGGGCUCAUCAUCAUCAUGGGCAUCGUGCAGAUAUGCAAGGGGCAAUUUUACUGGCUGGAACCAGUCCAUGCAUUUGAGCCUUUCCAGGAGUAUGACAUGGGCCGCAUUGCUCUGGCCUUCCUGCAAGGAUCCUUUGCAUAUGGAGGAUGGAAUUUUCUCAACUACGUUACAGAGGAGCUCAUUGAUCCAUACAAGAACCUGCCUCGGGCGAUCUUCAUCUCCAUACCACUGGUCACCUUCGUUUAUGUGUUAGCAAAUGUGGCAUAUGUCACAGCCAUGAGCCCAAAUGAGCUGCUGGCCUCCAAUGCUGUGGCUGUGAUUUUUGGCGAGAAGCUGCUGGGCGUGGUGUCAUGGAUCAUGCCUAUCUCCGUGGCUCUGUCAACCUUUGGAGGUGUAAACGGCUCUCUCUUCACCUCGUCUCGAUUGUUCUUUGUCGGAGCAAGAGAAGGCCAUCUUCCUCGUUUGCUGGCGAUGAUCCACGUGAACCGUUUCACCCCAAUCCCAGCACUGCUUUUCACUUGCAUAUCAACUCUUCUGAUGCUCUGCACCAGCGAUAUGUACACCCUCAUCAACUACGUGGGCUUCAUAAACUACCUGUUUUACGGGGUCACUGUCGCUGGGCAGAUUGUGCUGCGUAUCAAACAGCCAGAUUUGUAUCGACCAAUCAAGGUUAGCCUGGCGUGGCCUGUGAUCUACCUGCUCUUCUGGGCUUUCCUGCUCAUCUUCUCGCUCUACUCGGAGCCGAUGGUCUGUUGCAUAGGUCUGGCUAUCAUGCUGACGGGUGUCCCAGUUUACUUCGCUGGCGUCUACUGGGAAAACAAACCCAAAAACUUCAUUUCAUUCGUUGCUAAAAUGACACGCUUGGGGCAGAAGUUAUGCCUGGUGGUGUAUCCCGCAGAAGACAAGAGGAGAGACGAUGAAGAAAAUAGAGAAGAAGCUGAUGAGAAACUCUGACAAGAGAGUGAUUUUAAGCAGAACAUGAGCUUAUUUACAGGUGUUGAAAUGUAUUUGAAGUGUGGACACAAAGUACAAUCAUCCAUGAGGAUUUCUGAGUGUUGAGUUUGCUCUGGCCUUAACAAUUGUCUGUUGCAGUCCUGCCAUCUACUGGCCAGGCUGUGCACUGCUAUGUAGCAGAUUUACAUACGCACACAAGAAUAUGAAUUGUGUAAAAGCUUA